AUGCCUCGUGAAAAGCAGAAAAGGGGCCGUCGAGCGGAGGACAAAGCCAAAAAGGAAGAAGCCAAACGAAAACGAGACGAAGGCACAGAAGCCCCCGCUGCGAAACGCCAGAAGUACUCGACAGAUGAGACCAACGAUUUCAAUGAAAAUGCAGACUACAUCCCUCUAGACGCGGGAGAAGGCGACAUUAAUGAUAAUAGAAAUGAGCAGUCGACAGACACACCCUUCUACGGACUCCUCGACACCGAAGAGCAGGAAUACUUCUCGCGAGCCAACGAGUUGCUGGAAUUAAACCAGUUCGGUGACGUCGAAGAGAGGCGGCUAUUUGUCGACAGCGUGUAUAAGGAGGCGAGUGGCAAGGAGCUGAAAAUUGCAUGUAGUCAGUCAUGCUCAAGGUUGAUGGAGAAGUUGAUCUCCAUGUCCAAUGUUCACCAGAUUCGAAGGCUAUUCGACAAAUUCAUCGGUCAUUUCCUGCAUCUUGUGCAGCAUCGGUUUGCCAGCCAUUGUUGUGAGACGUUGUUUAUUCAUGCGGCGCCUCUGGUAAACCAGAAAACAUCAAAGUCGAAAGGGAAGAAGAAACCACAAUCGGAUGGUUAUGAAGAAGAAGAAGCGGAACCAGAGCCGGAGCUGUCCCUCGAGGAAAUGUUCAUCAAGGUUGUAGAGGAACUUCAAGAGAAUUGGGGCUACUUGUUGACAGAACGGUUUGCAUCGCACACUAUUCGGGUUCUUCUGCUUGUCCUUGCAGGGGAACCAGUUGACUUGUCGUCCGCAGACUCGGUGGUCGCGAGUAGAAAGAAGGAAAAAUUGGGUCUUCCAGAUUUGGAGGCUCAGAGUGAGAAUGCUAUCACACAAAAAAGAGAUGUACCUCAGUCGUUUGAGGCCACUUUGAAAAAGAUUAUUAAGGAUAUGGUUUGCGUGCUGGAUGAUACGUAUCUUCGGGCAUUGGCCACUCAUCCAGUUGGCAAUCCCGUUUUGCAGGUACUUCUCUAUCUGGAGCUUCACCACUUCGGCAAAUCUAGCGCGAAGGAGUCGAAUUCAAUCACAAAGAGGCUAUUGCCCGACGACUCUUUAGAAGAAGGGUCCAGCAGCGCAAUCUUCGUUCGAGGCUUGUUCUACGACCCAGUCGGCUCGCACUUGCUGGAAACCAUUGUACGAUGGUGCCCGGGGAAGCUGUUCAAGAAUCUCUACAAAAACUUCAUUCACGGCAAUAUCAGAUCCUUUGCGCGGAAUCUAACUGCUGGCUACGUCGUUGUCCGAGUCUUGGAGAGACUUGGAAAGGAUGACCUUCAGAAUGCCAUGGAACUCAUUCUCCCCGAACUCCCUUCCCUUGUCGAGCGAUCAAGAUUAAUCAUCCCCAAGGUGCUCAUCGAACGCUGCAUGGUCCGUGAUGUCGACACACGUCCCUUAGCCAAGGCAUUGGAGGCUGCUCACGACAAAGACCCGGCUAAGCGACUGGCUCAGAUGCUGAAACUCGACAACAGCCGAUCCAUGGACAAAGAAAAAGAAAGUCCCGAACAGGGCGAUCAGCAAACCUCCACCAAGCCAUCCUCAAACAACGCCGAAAAACUUCAUGCCUCUCUACUCGUCCAAACAAUGCUCACGGUCCCGGGCCCAAUCAGCGAGCUCAUUUUCACAAGUCUUCUCGCUCAACCCGUGGACUCCCUGCUCUCAAUCUCCAAGGAUCCCACCGCAUCCCACGUCCUGCAGCAAGCCUUGACACUGCCGACCUCAACCCUCCAAUUCCGGCGUCAAUUUACCUCUCGCUUCCUAGGUCAUCUGAAGGAACUCGCACUGGACUCUAGUGGCUCCCACGUCGUCGACGCAUUAUGGCCCGCAACAAAGGAUAUCUUCUUCGUGAAAGAGAGAAUGGCUCAAGAACUCGUCCAGGACGAGCUGACCCUUCGAGAUUCUUUCGUCGGCAGAGCCGUGUGGAGGAAUUGGUCUAUGGAUCUCUACAAGAGACGACGUGGGGAGUGGGCUGCGAGAGCGAAGGGCCUUAAUCAGCUGCCUAGUAAUGAUAGGGACUUAAACAAUAAUACCAACAAUAGCGGUAAUGUGGGUCAACGACCAAAGUCACGGAUUGAUCUGGCUAGGGAGAGGUUUGCGGCGAAUGCUGCAGGGAACGACGUGAAGGGGAAAACGAGCAAACCCCGGACGCAGAAUCCGGUGGUUCUGAAGUCCUAG
Molecule: messenger RNA, 2184 nt
Organism: Monascus purpureus
Lineage: Eukaryota; Fungi; Ascomycota; Eurotiomycetes; Eurotiales; Aspergillaceae
Source: the annotation of a GenBank genome assembly